Haemorhous mexicanus (house finch) is the source of this 4811-nucleotide messenger RNA. It is a transcript of the gene BTBD19, whose product is annotated as BTB domain containing 19. The transcript is spliced from 8 exons. NCBI's taxonomy places the organism in Eukaryota, Metazoa, Chordata, Aves, Passeriformes, Fringillidae. The coding region runs from base 3038 to 4048 and encodes 336 amino acids. Gene Ontology annotation, molecular function: protein binding. The record is from RefSeq and is a predicted model, not a curated record.
UAUGAGGAGCCCAUGUGGUACCUCCACUGCUUUCAUGGGACUGGCACAAAGGGCAGAGUUAGCUUUUGCUGGUGGAGCCUUGGAGCUGCCUCAACUUCUCCUUGCUGCUGCCAAAUACAUUCCCAGUCCUUUCUGCACUUGGACCCAACCCAGCUGCUCUCCUGACUCUGCUGAGCUGCAGAAGGCAGGAGCUAUGACCCAGGUGGUGGAGGGGUUGCCUGGGCCCUUGCACUGACAUCUCAUGUGAUGGGAUAUGAGCUGGGCAUGAAGCCAGGAAAGAGCUCUGUGAGCUUGCUUUGAAGGUGAUCUGUGUAAUCAAUCUGCCUGGGAGCAGCUUGUGCUGUGGGAAGCAGCCUGGGCUGCUCCAACAGCCUUGGGCAGUUGCCUGUUCCAGGGAACUCCAGCCUUUUGUUGUGUUUGCUGCUGCUUGGGUCUUUUUGCAAACCAUAGUACUGGGAACUGCAGUGUGGGUGUGAGCUGAGGCUGGAGUGAGCACCCAUAUCUUGCUCCCUGCACACACCCUAGCCCAAGACUCCAGGUAUGACGCAUGGCCAGACAAAACCUCUUUAUUUCAGCUGCUCUCUCCCUACAGCUCUACAAAACUGGGUGGACAGAGAGGCCUGUGCUACUCGAAGUAGACGCCGUACACUGUGGCCACAGCAAAGAGGGAGGCGUUGGAGAAAGUGGCAGAGGCAAAGCUGUCAGUCUCAGGGUCCCAUAGUCCCCGGCUGGCCACCAAGAGGCUCUGCUGGCCCUGCUGGCCCAGCACCACAUGGCAGACCAGCUUGUAGCGGGGUGGCACCACCUCCUUGGCCUGGUUCUGCAGCAGCUCAGUCAGGCUCUGCACUAGUGGGGCACUGCCCUGGGCACUGUAUGCAGUGGUCCCCAAGGCACAGGCCAGGGUCCCCUCCAGCACCUGCUGCACCCGCUCCGCAUCAAACUUGCAGCCUUUGUCUGGCCCUAUCCUGUAAGUGUUUUCAAGGUGGGUCUUGAGGAUGGGUUGGAAAAUUGGGAGCCCAGAGAAGCUAACACGUCUGUGGAGCAUCCAGGGGCCAAUGGAGGGUCGCCUGCUCCCUGGGACCAUCCCGAAGGAGCUGCGGCGGCUGAGGAUGGAGUUGCGGCGGGAGAGCAGGGGUGGUGGCUUGCUGUCCUCGGUGCCCCGGGCCGGGGCUGUGGGCUGGGACCCACGGCGUGUACUGCGCAGUGGCGGGGCUUCAGUGUUGGCUGCAGCCAGCACCUGGGCUAGCAGGGCUAUCUCGGAGAUGGGCUGCUUAGCCAUAGGGGUGGCUGUAAAGGAGAUGUACCUGAGUAUUAGGUGAGGCAGGCGUCCUGUUGCCUCUCCGUUCCCCUGCCUCUUUGCCGCAGUUCUUUUUCCCUGCCCUCUGCAUAAUCCCAUGCCUUCUGGGAUGUGAGUCUCCAUAAGACAAGAUGCAGAGGGGCUGUCUUCCCUUCUCCAGUGCCUCCAUGCCCAUCAGACUUGGUCAGCUGGGCUGAUCCAGUGUAUUAACGCAUUGUCCACACCGCCCUCUGCUUCCCCCAUCCCCAGCACUUCCCCCAGCACAGGUGACUUUUUCCCCAGUGUUCCAGUCUGCAUCCCACACUUACCCCAAGUUCCACUCCUGUCCUUCCAGAGUAAACCCAGGGGACUUGUCUCUGGUUCUGGGCAGUGACCUAUACCAAUCUUUUUAUUUUGCAAGUUGCUGUGAGGAGGGCCAAACCUGUUGUACUCCUGGAAGGUGAAGUGUUGCUAUGUGACACUGUAGGUCUCCAGGGCUGUUCUGGGGCAUGGCUUCUGUAACUCCUUGUUUCCUGGUCCCUAGACAGCCCUGUUCCCCUUCACUCCUGCCCUCUCUGCAUUUUCAGCUGUGUCAGCACAGGGAUGCAGUUACUCCAGGCAUGUGCCCUCCAAUCUCAACUCCCUGCCAGCCCUGAAAAAUGCAGGCUGGUGUUGGAUGUGCAAGAGAAGAGCAGGGGGUGGAGAAUAGCCACUGUGAGCACUACUUUGUGCCCUGACUAUGGGCUGCACUGGGGCUAGGCUCUCCAACAGCUUGAUUUUGCUCAGACAUUUGCAUCCUUAGGCUACUUAUGCCCCACUGCACCAACGGAGAGUAUGUGUGGGUGGGCACCCAUUGAAUCAUAUAAUCACAUAGUGGGCUGUGUUGGAAAGGACCUUAGAGAUCAUCUAGUUCCAAAUCAGCCGCAAUGGGCAGGGAUGCCACCCCUAGACCAGACUGCUCAGUGUCUUAUCCAGCCCAGCUUUGAACACUUCCAGGGACUGGAUGGAGCACAGCCCUGGCACGUGCCAGGGUCCCUGCUGCUGUAAUGCCUGGGGGGUGAGCAGGUCCCUGGGGGCUCCUGACCCUGGCUGGAGUUUCUCUCUGCCAGUGGAGCCCAGCCCAGCUGGUACGACAUGGCUGUUCCAUCAAUGUGCCUUUGUCUGGUCUGGCUGCCGAGCUAUUUGAGGAAAGUGGAGACUGCAUUUGUGUUUCUAUCUCCAGUCAGAGGUAUUUAUAGCCUGCCUCUGACUAGUGCUGCCAAGCACACUGCCAGCUGGACCCCAUUCCCUUGGGGUGCUGCCUCAGCUCCGAGCCCCAUUCCUGCCUGUCCCUCGCACCACCCACUGACAAGCACGGGUGGAUCACUCCAUGGGUAAUCCCCUCCUUAGGUGUCUUGGAGCCAGCCAAGGGUUGGAGAAUGGCACAGCACUUGGUUUGGGCUUAGGUGAGCAGUUGCUUUAGUGGGUUGAUCUAGUGGGUGGCAUCCCUGCCCAUGGCAGGGGGGUUGGAACUAAAUGGUCCCUUCCCACCCAAGCCUUUCUGUGAGGCUGGUGAUGUUUUUUUCCGCCUGCAAGCACCUGUACCCUAAGCAGACAUGAGAGCUGCAGGGCUCUGGCCUGGGGCAUCGCAGGAGAGAAGGCUUCCCCCAUUUCAGGGAACAAAUCUCCCUGCCGGGCUCCAGUGCUGCUGCUGGGGACUCAGCCAUGCCCAGCGGCUUUCCAUGGGGGCUGUGCAGGUGGAGGUGAGGGUGAUGUCCGUGCAUGUGCUGCCUUUUCCAAAAUCCCAGCUGCCGGCCUCUCUUCAGCCCCAUCUCUUUGCUCCGCAGCAGACAGCAGCUUGGGCCGCGACGUCCCCGUCCGUGCCAGGCGUGCCAGAGCCAAGCCCCGAAACACGGCAAGGAAUUCCACUCGCUGCAAGAGGCAGAUCAGCCCCGCUUCCCCAUCCGCGAUGUGAUGUUCGUGGUGGGCCAGGAGCAGCAGAAGGUGUUUGCACACCGCUGUGUGCUGGCGUGCCGCUGCCAGGUGUUCCGUGGCAUGCUCAGCCAGGCACCAGCGGGCAGCCAGGACUCCUCUAGCAGCAGCCCACCCCAGGGCCCCUUCAUCCUGGGCAACGUGCAGCCUGAGGUCUUCCUGGCCGUCAUUGAGUUCCUCUACACCAACAGUGUCACCCUCAACAGCCACAUAGCACUGGAGGUGCUGACCUCGUCGGUGGAGUACGGCUUGCAGGACCUGUGCAAGCUCUGUGUCAAGUUCAUCAAGGACACGCUGAGUGUGGAGCAGGUCUGCGAGGCUCUACAGGCUGCAGUGACCUAUGGGCAGGUGGACCUCCAGCAGCACUGCCUGGCCUUCAUCGAGGGCUGCACUGCGGUACGGUGGCAGGCAGUGGUGCGGACCCAGGGCUUCCGUGAGCUCUCCGACGUGGUGCUGGCGCGGGUGCUGCGCAGUGACCGCCUGGAUGUGGAUGAGCUGGACCUGGUGCAGGCUGUGCGGGAGUGGGCACACGUCAGCUCGGCUGUCCUGGAGCGUCCGGUGCCAGAGGUGGCUGCCUUGCCAGUGAGGGAGCUGCGUCUGCCCUUGCUGGCACCCAGUGAACUGGUGACACUGGAGAGCUACAACCAGCAGGAUCUCCUCAUCCCGGUGGAGAACAUCGCGGCAGCCUGGCGUGCCCAUGCACUGAGGAGGGGCAGUGGGGUGCCCUCCCGCCUCUGCCGUCCCCGCCGGGGCACACGGCCCCGUGACCAUCACCGUCACCUUGAGCCACAUGCCAAGUAGGGGCUGGGCAACGAGUUUUGUCCAGCCCAGCUAGGGACUCUGUAGCAAGGCAGGCAGUGGGGCUGGGCACUGAUGCUGCCGUGGACAAGAGCAUCGAUAAGGUGUUUUGUCACAUGUCACAGCGCCAGGGCCAGGGCAGGAUGCCUGGGUCACUCCAAAAGUGGUGCAUGGGCUGGGGGUAGGGUAGAGCUGGGCUAUGCGAUGGGUGCAAGGACACUGCAGGCUGCCCAGGUAGUGACCCAAGGGUGGUGGGGCUGCAGAGAUCCCUGCGGGAUGGGGACCCAAGAUGAGCUCCCUCUUCCCCGGGGCCGUGCUGCCCUCCCCCGGCAGCGGGGCCGUGCUGCAGUGGGAAAAAGCACCAGCAAGUGCCCGGGCAGGGACACGGGGACCCUGGGGCUUGGAGGGGGUGCAGGUGGGAGGGGACACAUGGGCAUCUUUGCACACAGUGCUGCACCGACAGGCUCCCAACCCCUGCCAAGCCCUACCAGCAGGCCACACACACAGAGGACAGGCUGCCAGCUCCACCAUGUGCCACACACAGUGUGCAGCCCUCCUUGCACCCCCCAUUGAGUGUGUGCACACAGCUGGGUCUGUCUCAAGCACACAUACCCCCUUCCAGCUGUGUUCCCCAGGAGAAAGGGCCGGACACAGCAGGUAAUUUAUAUAUAAUAUAUAUAUUUACUCUUUAAAAAUAAACCUUCAGUCCCCACUACCGCCUGUACAAACUACAAAAAUAAACCUUUGCUCUCUUUGAUAUAAAUAA